Molecule: messenger RNA, 4617 nt
Organism: Brugia malayi
Lineage: Eukaryota; Metazoa; Nematoda; Chromadorea; Rhabditida; Onchocercidae
Gene: Bma-tat-2
Exons: 28
Coding region: 1-4617 (1538 amino acids)
Biological process (GO): phospholipid translocation; Golgi organization
Cellular component (GO): plasma membrane
Molecular function (GO): magnesium ion binding; ATPase-coupled intramembrane lipid carrier activity; ATP hydrolysis activity
Source: RefSeq, a predicted model, not a curated record
AUGCAAGGAGCAACGUGGAUAUUGUUAUUGUUGUUGUUGUUAUUGUUGGAACCAGUGUUAGUGAUAGCACUGAUUAUGAUGAGCGACAAUUCAGAGUAUCUGUCGAAGAAACAGCCAAACAUAACAGUAAAAUCGUCCAGUGGAUCGUUUUUAAACAGCUGGUUGAUGUCUUUAACCAAAUUAUUCACAUGCCGUAGUUCAGCAAAUUCAGGAAGAAAACAUGAUCAAAGAGGAAGUAAUCAAUUUACGACACCUGUUACGGAACGUAUUUUACGAGCAAAUGAUCGUGAAUUUAAUGAACAAUUCAAAUAUGCUGAUAAUUAUAUUAGAACCUCAAAAUACAAUCUCAUAACAUUUGUUCCGCUUAAUUUAUUGGAACAGUUUCAACGUCUUGCCAAUUUUUAUUUUUUAAUAUUAAUGAUUUUGCAACUUAUACCAUGGAUUAGCUCAAUAGCAUGGUACUCAACUGCCAUUCCAUUAUUUUUUGUGCUUAUAUUCAGUGGUGCCAAAGAUGCCUAUGAUGAUAUUCAAAGACAUCAAAGCGAUAAUCAAGUAAAUAAUCGUAUUUCAUAUGUUGUUCGGAAUGGGCAAUUAAUUGCAGAAAGAUGGAUGAAUGUUAAAGUUGGUGAUGUAAUACGCAUGGAAAAUGAUCAGUUUGUUGCGGCUGAUUUACUUUUACUAUCAACCUCUGAACCUCAUGGCUUAUGUUAUAUCGAGACAUCAGAACUUGAUGGUGAAACGAAUUUAAAAGUUCGCCAAGCUUUACCAGAAACAUCCAUUAUGGGAGAUAAAUUACUGCAAAUAAGUGAAUUUGAAGGACAAAUUCAUUGUGAAUUACCAAAUAAUAAAUUGAAUCAGUUUGAGGGAAGAUUACAUUAUAAUGGCAAUAUUUUACCACUUGACAAUGGGAAAACUUUAUUAAGAGGUUGUGUAUUACGGAAUACUCGCUGGUGCUAUGGAGUGGUAAUAUUUGCAGGAAAAGAUACCAAAUUAAUGAUGAAUAGUGGGAAAACAAAAUGUAAACGAACAAGUUUGGAUCACUUCCUCAAUAUUUUAAUUAUGGGUAUAGUCGUAUUUUUAAUAGCAAUGUGUCUCAUUUGUACAACAUUAUGUGGAAUUCGAGAAUGGACUAUUGAACGCCAUUUUACUAUUCAUUUAAAUUUGGAUGGCUCAGUCAUUCCAGAUCAUAUGGAACAAUCACCAGAACAAACAUCCAUUUUAUCAUUUCUCAUGUUCUUCUCAUAUCUUAUCUUGCUCAAUACUGUUGUGCCUAUUUCACUUUAUGUAAGUGUUGAAAUAAUACGAUUUGUUCAUUCGAUGUGGAUUAAUUUUGAUACUGAAAUGUAUUACGAAAAGGGUGAUACUGCCGCACGUGCACGUACUACGACAUUGAAUGAAGAAUUAGGUCAAGUUCAAUAUAUAUUUAGCGAUAAAACAGGAACUCUUACACAAAAUACAAUGGUAUUUAGGAAAUGUUCAAUUAAUGGACAUAGCUAUGGCGAUGUAUAUGAUGCAAAUGGUAAAAUAAUUGAUGUAACAGAGAAGACGCCGACGAUUGAUUUCUCGAAAAACCGUUGGUUUGAACCGAAUUUCAAGUUUUAUGACCAAAAAUUAAUGAAAGAUACAACCAAAGGACUUCACGAAGUGGCAGAAUUUUGGCGACUUUUGGCUCUUUGUCAUACUUCUAUGCCGGAACGGAAGAAUGGUCGCUUAGAAUAUCAGGCACAAAGUCCGGAUGAAGCUGCUCUUACAUCUGCUGCACGAAAUUUUGGAUACGUUUUUAAAUCUCGUACUGCUCAAACUAUUACACUGGAAAUAGCCGGUUCGGAAGAGGUAUAUGAUUUAUUGGCAAUUCUUGAUUUCAAUAAUGUCAGGAAGCGAAUGUCAGUAAUUGUUCGUAAUCCUUUGGGUGAAUUAAUACUUUAUUGCAAAGGAGCAGAUACAAUUAUACUUGACAGGAUAUCACAUGAUACGGCACCGUUACUUAAAAGUGCAACAAUUCAACAUCUCGAUAAAUUUGCUGCUGAUGGCUUUCGAACAUUAUGUUUAGCAUAUAAGAAAAUUAGCACUGAUGUUUUUAAUAAAUGGCAUGAGCAGCAAAAAGAAGCAGCAGUUGCAUUGACAAAUCGUCAAGAACAAUUAGAUCGAAUUUAUGAUGAACUAGAACAAGAGAUGAUACUUUUGGGAGCUACAGCAAUUGAAGAUAAGCUUCAGGAUGGUGUUCCGGAUACAAUAGCGGAACUUGCUCGUGCUAACAUCAAAAUUUGGAUUUUAACGGGUGAUAAACAAGAAACAGCAAUCAAUAUUGGUUAUUCAUGCAAUUUGCUAACUGAAAAUCUUCGAGAAGUAUUCGUAAUCGAUGGUGAGACGGAACGUGAAGUUGAAGUUCAGUUGAAAGAUGUACGAAGACGAAUCGAACAAACGCUUGGCCCGCCGUCGACUAUGAAAACAAGUGCUGUUAUGAAAUAUAUUCAACAAAUAAUAACCGAAGUGGAAAAGGCUGAAAAGAGUGAAUGUAAACAGGAUGAGCCCUUUUACAAAACCGAUUCUUUGUACGUCAGGAAUGAUUAUGACUGUUCGGUUUAUCAAAAUGCGCCAUUGGAAGAAGUUCUGAUAAAUGUCAAAGAGGAUGCCUUAUUAGAUGAUGGUAAACUUACUUCGCAGUACAUCAAUGAUGCUAUCACAGCUAAUGGUAAUCUACAAUCUGAUGGCACCAAAAAUUUAGCUUUCAUUCAUGAAAGUAAUAUGGAAAUUCAAGAUCAUCUUAGUGCUAAUGAAUGGAAAAAAUUAGAAGGUUAUGCAUUGAUUGUUAAUGGACCAUCAUUAACAUAUGCCUUGAAAAGAGAAUUAGAAAGGACAUUUCUGGAUAUUGGAUGCUUGUGUCGUGCAGUAGUUUGUUGUCGUGUAACACCGCUUCAAAAAGCAAUGGUUGUUGAUUUGGUGAAAAGGAACAAAAAAGCGAUAACAUUAGCUGUUGGUGAUGGUGCAAAUGAUGUGUCAAUGAUUAAAACGGCACAUAUUGGAGUUGGAAUUUCAGGACAAGAAGGUAUGCAAGCUGUAUUAGCAUCUGACUAUAGCAUCGGACAAUUUCGUUAUUUGAAAAGGCUUCUGCUUGUGCAUGGUCGUUGGUCGUAUUUUAGGAUGACAAAAUUCUUGCGAUAUUUUUUCUACAAAAAUUUUGCUUUUACACUUACGCACUUUUGGUACUCUUUUUUUUGUGGAUAUUCUGCACAGUCCAUUUACAGUCCAGUUUUGAUUGCUUGCUAUAAUUUAUUCUUUACAUCAUUACCUGUACUUGCAAUGGGUAUAUUUGAUCAAGAUUUGGAUGAUGUAUGUAGCAUGAAAUAUGCUAAACUCUACAUACCUGGUCAAUAUAAUUUAUUUUUUAAUAUGCGUAUUUUUAUAUAUUCUGUCCUUCAUGGUAUGAUCAGUUCUUUGGUGAUAUUUUUUGUACCGUACGGAAUAUUGUACAACGGUGUGGAUUCAGCAGGCCGAGAUUUUAAUGAUUAUUCAUUAUUAGCAUUUACAUGCUUCACAUCAUUGAUAAUUGUUGUCACGGGCCAAAUAGCAUUUGAUACAAAUUAUUGGACAAUUUUUAAUCAUAUUGUUAUUUGGGGUUCAGUGAUAUUCUAUUUUUGUCUUAGUUAUAUUUUAUAUGAAGCUUUACCUAUAAAAUUGGUUUCAAAAUUUGAAUCAGCUCAAUCAUAUGGUGUCAUGCAACGAGCCUUUAUAUCACUACAGUUUUGGCUUUCUCUUCUAAUGGUAUCUGUUAUUUUACUCUUACCGGUACUUGUUAAUCGAUUUUUCUGGUUGGAUACACAUCCCACCUAUGCUGAUCGUCUUCGAAUGCAGCAGAAACUUCUAACCUCUGAGGAAGACGAAAAGCCACCAUCAAUAACGACGACAACAUCACAUUCGACAACUGGUCGAGGUCGUCGAACUUCGUUACGUUCAGGAUAUGCAUUUUCUCAUCAGCAAGGUUUUGGUGAUUUAAUUAUUAAAGGAGAAUUGUUCAAACAAGUGGAACAACUUAUAAAUACCGGAAGUUCACCACAAAAGAUUGUUUCACCUUUCCGACAAUUAGCAGAGAAGGGAACAACUACUGUGCUCACACCAAAAACACUUUUGUCACAAAGAAAUAACAAAAUAGCACCUCUAGAACAAGCUAAAAACGAGUCCAAAUAUAUAAAUCAUAUUGAAUCUGGGCCAGAACAGUUGACUAAAAUUUCUAAAGAGCAAAAUGCAUGCAGUACUAACAACAGCAGUGAUGGAGGCAUUGAUAUGAUGAAGUCAUCACAAUUUUUGCACAAAAUUAUCGUUAACGAUGAUGAAGUUCCAUUUAAGCAUAGUGAUGAUAAAACUUACAAUAAAAAAAUUUCACGAAAACAACAAAAACGAUCAGCUAGUCUUAUUUUGGGAUCAAUAAAUCGAACUACAUUAACUUCUCAUCCAUCCUACACUAAUGUCAAACGUGACACGUUUCCGCAAUCUUUCCAAUCUGCAACAUAUCCUAAUUCGCUCAAUUCUGAAUCAACUUUAAAUUCGUUAAAUGCUUGUGUUGAUAUUAUAGGAACUAAAUCAACCGCAUACAAAACCUUAGACGAAACAAAACUAUAA